GUUGCUCACAAGACGCUGAUGACGUUAGUAGAAGCUGCAGGUUCCUCAGUCGUUAUAGUCCGUUGUUUUAUAAUUACAAAACGGUGGUUUACUAAGAAAAACAAGUUGUCUGUUUCUAUGUUUGAGAAGUAUGAUUGAAUUGUUCUUAACGGGAUUGUAAACAAAGUUAUUUAUCUGUUGUCUGACUGAUGCAACAACAUGUCAUCAUAUGUCAACCGUCCGCUUUUGAGGAUACUCAGGAAGAACAGCUGGGAACAUCUCCGCAAAUAUAACGUUUUAACCGAGCGAACACUACACAGGUCGGUCUCCGCUUCUGUCGGUGAUGAACGUCACUUUACAAGACAGGGAGAGACAAGUCAUGUUAAGUAUGUACGGAACAUUUGGAGCUCGGAAGGCGACAGGAGCAACGGAUCACAGCAGACUUCUCUCAUGUCAGUCGCUUUUUCUUUUGGACUUGGUUGUGCGGCAUUUCUGUAUUUCAAAGGGGACGACAAGGAUGAAGACGCUUGUGAAAGAAGAGUUUCUUUUUGUGGUUCGAUCCUAGCUCGCGUCCUGCCAAUCGCACACUGCGCGUCACCUUUCAAACCCGAUAGUCCGCGGUAUAAGUACAACUUCAUUGCGGAUGUGGUGGAAAAAUCAACCCCGGCGGUCGUCUACAUUGAAAUCGUUGGCAGGCACCCGUUCUCUGGCCGGGAAGUCGCCAUCUCAAAUGGUUCUGGUUUCAUCAUCAGCAGCGACGGCCUCAUUGUGACCAACGCCCAUGUGGUGGCCAAUAAGAGAGGAGUCCGAGUCAAGCUAACCAAUGGGGAUACCUAUAACGCCGCUGUGCAAGACGUGGACCAGGUGGCGGACAUAGCCACUAUCAAAAUCAAUGCUAAGCACCCUCUGCCCACCCUGUCUCUGGGUCUGUCUUCAGAUGUGCGUCAGGGUGAAUUUGUGGUUGCCAUGGGCAGCCCGUUUGCCCUGCGGAACACCAUAACGUCAGGCAUCGUCUCCUCUGUUCAACGGGGCAGCAAGGAGCUGGGUCUGUCCAAUUCCAACAUGGACUACAUCCAGACGGACGCAGCCAUCGACUUUGGGAACUCUGGAGGUCCCCUGAUCAAUCUGGACGGAGAGGUGAUUGGCAUCAACACCAUGAAGGUGACUGCAGGAAUCUCCUUCGCUAUCCCCUCGGAUCACGUCAAACAAUUCCUGAGCCAAGCCUCUGACAAGAAGAAAACACCGUUGGGGCAGUCGGACAGUCAGAGGAGAUACAUUGGUGUCAUGAUGCUGACCCUGACUCAGAGAAUCAUUGCUGAGCUGAAGUUGAGAGAUCCGUCAUUCCCUGACGUCACCCACGGAAUCCUGAUUCACCGGGUUAUUCUCGGCUCCCCAGCCAGUAGGGCAGGUAUGAAGCCAGGUGACAUAGUGUUGGAGAUCAACGGCACCAAGGUGAACACAGCGGAGGAGAUCUAUAAUGCUGUUCGGACCAGCGACAGCAUUACCAUGGUGAUCAGGAGGGGUCAAGACCUUCUUAUGCUACACAUGACCCCCGAGUUGACAGAAUAACCAACCUGGACGAUUAUUGGAGGAGCAGGGAAGCUCUGAACAGGACUACUGACAAACAGCUUAGCCACUGCGUAGGACAGGACUGCUGAAGAGGACAUGACAACAGAAUGAUCUCACAUGCAACAUGCUAACCACCGUUAGCUGGAUAUGUGUUUUUCAGUCCUUCAGAUAAACACCCAGGUUUUGAGGAUGUUAGUAUACAAGUAAUGGGCGGUAAGAUGGUUAAACACUUCAAUUAAAUGGUACAAUAAAGGCAUAUUGGUUUCCAACAUGUCCUCUCAGCAGAUCACUGCUCAUGUGAUGUUAUUAUGAAGUAGAGAGUUGGGUUGAAAUAUUGUGCUAUAUGACUUCAUGGGAUUGGAUGAGGCUGGGGACUGAAACCAACCUGUGGUAGAGCAGUGUUACAGCAUGCUUGACAUAGAAAGGUGACUUGAAUUCAGCUGUCAUGUGCAGUGUUUAAUGGUCAUUUGUUGUCUGUUAAUGCCAUAAUGUUUCCUUUUGUAAGAUCUUGUGACAUUACAAAAUGUAAUUGUUCACCAAAAGAAAUAAAAUCACAAUUCUCUAAUAAA
Messenger RNA from Esox lucius (northern pike), 2117 nucleotides. Its product is annotated as serine protease HTRA2, mitochondrial. Gene Ontology annotation, molecular function: protein binding; serine-type endopeptidase activity. Gene Ontology annotation, biological process: positive regulation of apoptotic process; proteolysis; programmed cell death. The transcript is spliced from 8 exons. The coding region runs from base 199 to 1548 and encodes 449 amino acids. The record is from RefSeq and is a predicted model, not a curated record. Gene Ontology annotation, cellular component: mitochondrion. Lineage: Eukaryota; Metazoa; Chordata; Actinopteri; Esociformes; Esocidae.